Zea mays is the source of this 3300-nucleotide messenger RNA. The record is from RefSeq and is a predicted model, not a curated record. NCBI's taxonomy places the organism in Eukaryota, Viridiplantae, Streptophyta, Magnoliopsida, Poales, Poaceae.
AAGCCGGUAGCCACCACAUAACCCGCCAUUUCACCGCUUCCCUCCUCCCUCUCCUCCGAUUGGGCCCACCAACCAGGGAGAGGGUGAGAGGGCCCCGCCACCGUCAACAAAACAACCCACCCAACCCCAGUCACAACGAGGCCUGCCGCCCUCCGGUGCGGGCCGGUGGUCGGUGGUGACGAGCAGACACGCUAGACUAGCUCGCUAGCUAGCUACCUAGGUAGAAGCAAGCGCUGGACCAGCCAUGACGCGCCGCGGGACGCUCCCGCUGGCGCUGCUGCUACUACUGCUGGCGGCGGCGGCGGCAACCGUGUCCGGGCAAGGCCGGCCCGUGACCGACAGCGGCGCGCAGACGCCGCCCACGCCGUCCAGCUUCACGCCUAAAGACAGCUUCCUGAUCGACUGCGGCGGGACGGCGCCCCUCACCGCCGACGGCAAGUCGUACAAGACGGACGCGCAGGCCAACCACCUGCUCUCCGCCACCGACGCCAUCCGCGUCGCCGCCGACGACAAGGCCGACGUGCCCUCGCCGCUGUACGCCACCGCGCGGGUGUUUAAGGAGGAGGCCGUCUACAGCUUCCCGCUCACCGUCCCGGGCUGGCACUUCAUCCGCCUCUACUUCUUCCCGCUCAAGGGCGGCGACGUGGACCUCGCGUCGGUGACCUUUAGCGUCGUCACCGACGACAACGUCCUGCUCCACAGCUUCACCCCGGGGGACAAGCCCGUCAUGAACGAGUACCUGGUGAACGCCACCGAGAACCACCUGGCGCUCAAGUUCCAGCCGCUCAGUGGCUCCGCCGCCUUCGUCAACGCCAUCGAGGUGGUGAACGCGCCCGACGAGCUCGUCACCGACUCGGCGCUGGCCGUCGCGCCGCUGGGCGAGAUCACCGGCCUGGUGCACGACGCGUACCAGGUCCUGUACCGGAUCAACGUCGGCGGUCCCGCCAUCGGCCCGGCCAAGGACACGCUGGGCCGGCGGUGGGAGACCGACGCCGCGUACGUGCAGUCCAAGGAGGCGGUGAAGGACGUGUCGGUGCCCACCAGCACCAUCAGGUUCCCCGAAGGGACGUCCCGGCUGGUGGCGCCGGCGCUGGUGUACGCCAGCGCUGCCAGGAUGGCGGACGCCGACGUGGGGAGCCCCAACUUCAACCUGACGUGGAAGGUGGACGUGGACCCGUCCUUCAGCUACCUGGUCCGCCUCUUCUUCGCCGACAUCGUGAGCAAGGCCACCAACGACCUCUACUUCGACGUGUACAUCGGCGGGCGCAAGGCCGUGUCCGGGCUGGACCUGUCGACGGUGGCCGGCGGCGAGCUGGCGGCGCCCUACUACAAGGACUUCGUGGUGAACUCGUCGUUGCUGGAGGACGGCAAGCUGAGCGUCCAGGUCGGGCCCAUGGGGCAGGACACGGGGCGGAUCGACGCGCUGCUCAACGGCAUGGAGGUGCUGAAGAUGAGCAACUCCGUGGGCAGCCUGGACGGCGAGUUUGGCGUGGACGGGCAGAAGGCCGACGACGGGAGCGGUGGGCGCAAGGCGGUGGCGGCCGUCGGGUUCGCCAUGAUGUUCGGCGCGUUCGCGGGGCUGGGCGCCAUGGUGGUGAAGUGGUACAAGCGGCCGCAGGACUGGGAGCGGCGGGAGAGCUUCUCGUCGUGGCUGCUCCCCAUCCACACGGGCCAGUCCUUCACCGGCAAGGGCAGCCGGUACGGGUCCAAGAGCGGCAACACCUUCUCCUCCACCAUGGGUCUGGGCCGCUUCUUCUCGUUCGCGGAGAUCCAGGCGGCCACCCAGAACUUCGACGAGAAGGCCAUCAUCGGCGUGGGCGGGUUCGGCAACGUGUACGUCGGGGAGAUCGACGACGGCACCAAGGUGGCGGUGAAGCGCGGGAGCGCGGAGUCGGAGCAGGGCAUCAACGAGUUCAACACGGAGAUCCAGAUGCUGUCCAAGCUGCGGCACCGGCACCUGGUGUCCCUGAUCGGCUACUGCGACGAGAACCAGGAGAUGAUCCUGGUGUACGAGUACAUGCACAACGGCGUGUUCCGGGACCACAUCUACGGCAGCGAGGGGAAGGCGCCGCUGCCGUGGAAGCAGCGGCUGGAGAUCUGCAUCGGCGCUGCCCGGGGGCUGCACUACCUGCACACGGGCACGGCGCAGGGGAUCAUCCACCGCGACGUGAAGACCACCAACAUCCUGCUGGACGACAACUUCGUGGCCAAGGUGUCGGACUUCGGGCUGUCCAAGGACGGGCCCGGGAUGAACCAGCUGCACGUGAGCACCGCCGUGAAGGGCAGCUUCGGGUACCUGGACCCGGAGUACUUCCGGUGCCAGCAGCUGACGGACAAGUCCGACGUGUACUCCUUCGGCGUGGUGCUGCUGGAGGCGCUGUGCGCGCGGCCCCCCAUCGACCCGCAGCUGCCCCGGGAGCAGGUCAGCCUGGCGGAGUGGGGCAUGCAGUGGAAGCGCAAGGGCCUCAUCGAGAAGAUCAUGGACCCCAAGCUCGCCGGCACCGUCAACCCGGAGUCGCUCGCCAAGUUCGCCGAGACCGCCGAGAAGUGCCUCGCCGAGUUCGGCAGCGACCGCAUCUCCAUGGGCGACGUGCUGUGGAACCUCGAGUACGCGCUGCAGCUGCAGGACGCCAACCCGCCCGAGGGCGCGCGGCAGGGCGGCGACGGGGACGACCAGGACGGCGCCGCGGCGGCGGGCGGCGGCGGCGCUGUCGUACCCGCGGGCGGUGCCGUGCCCGACGCGUCCACCGCCGCCGCCGGGGAGCUCUUCCAGCAGCUCGCCGACAUGCAGGGGAGGUGAGGUCGAUCGCCGGUCGUACGUCAAAACUCUACACACACUGCACACUGUACGUGGCAUGGCAAUCUGACUGAGCUCGUCUCGUGCACGUCGACACAUCGAUAGAUGCAUGUGUACUGCACCCGGUGAAAAUUUGAAACGAUGAAUAUUCACUAGAACACAAACUGAACAGAGUGGUGAGUCCUACGUACGUACGUGUAACAACUAGCACCGGUCGAUCGAUACAAUAUUCUUCAACCUGACACGUGGGGUCUGCACUACCGGCGACGGACGAGGGUGAGCUCGUCAUAUUCUCAAAUUUCCAAUAUUUAAUAUACGUGUGUGCGAUAAUGUAUUUAUUUGUAAUUUCGCGAUUGUGUAAUACUUGGGGGAUUUGCUAUGUUUCGGUCGCCUCUAAAAUACACUAUAUUUUUAGACAACGAUCUUUAUCGUUAAUUAGUUCAUGAGCAUGUAAAGCUAAGAUUCAUUUUAACGCAGGGAAAAAAAACAAGAACGAAUGGAUA